Messenger RNA from Morus notabilis, 1274 nucleotides. Its product is annotated as intron-binding protein aquarius-like. The transcript has 2 exons. Lineage: Eukaryota; Viridiplantae; Streptophyta; Magnoliopsida; Rosales; Moraceae. The record is from RefSeq and is a predicted model, not a curated record. The annotation marks the transcript as partial. Gene Ontology annotation, cellular component: catalytic step 2 spliceosome. Gene Ontology annotation, molecular function: mRNA binding; helicase activity.
GUUGAAGCAAUCAUUUCAGGUGUUCAGCCUGGACUAACAAUGGUUGUGGGUCCUCCUGGAACGGGAAAGACUGAUACAGCAGUGCAGAUCUUGAAUGUUCUUUAUCAUAGUUGCCCUACUCAGAGGACGUUGAUAAUUACUCAUUCAAACCAGGCUCUUAAUGACCUUUUUGAGAAGAUAAUGCAGAGGGAUGUGCCUGCACGCUAUCUUCUUCGACUUGGUCAAGGUGAACAAGAGCUUGCAACUGAUCUCGACUUCAGCCGACAGGGCCGUGUGAAUGCAAUGCUAGUACGGCGACUGGAAUUGCUUAGUGAAGUGGAGAGGCUGGCAAGAUCUCUCCAAUUGCCCGAGGAUGUGGGUUAUACCUGUGAAACUGCUGGGUAUUUUUGGUUGCUUCAUGUGUAUUCGCGCUGGGAGCAAUUUCUUGCUGCUUGUGCUGGAAAUGAGGAUAAACCAUCUUUUGUAAAGGAUCGUUUCCCCUUUAAGGAGUUCUUUUCCAACGCACCUCACCCUGUUUUUAUUGGUGAGUCAUUUGAGGAAGACAUGCGGGCAGCUAAAGGGUGCUUUCGUCAUCUCAAAACUAUGUUCCAAGAACUUGAAGAAUGCAGGGCUUUCGAGUUACUCAAGUCAACAGCUGAUCGAGCAAAUUACUUGAUGACAAAGCAGGCAAAGAUUGUUGCAAUGACCUGCACUCAUGCAGCUUUAAAGAGAAAGGACUUUCUUCAAUUGGGUUUCAAGUAUGACAACUUGCUAAUGGAAGAAAGUGCCCAGAUUUUGGAGAUUGAAACUUUCAUCCCAAUGUUGCUGCAGAGGCAGGAAGAUGGUUAUGCACGGCUGAAACGCUGCAUUUUAAUUGGUGACCAUCAUCAAUUGCCUCCUGUAGUUAAGAACAUGGCUUUCCAAAAGUACAGUCACAUGGACCAGAGUCUCUUCACACGGUUUGUUCGUCUUGGUAUCCCUUAUAUUGAACUUAAUGCCCAGGGUAGAGCUCGGCCAAGCAUUGCAAAACUUUACAACUGGAGGUAUAGAGAUUUGGGAGACCUUCCUUACGUUAAAGAGGACUCAAUAUUUCAUAGAGCAAAUGCUGGAUUCUCCUAUGAAUAUCAACUAGUAGAUGUGCCAGAUUAUCAUGGUAAGGGCGAGACUGCUCCUUCGCCUUGGUUCUACCAAAAUGAGGGAGAAGCUGAAUAUAUUGUCAAUGUCUACAUAUACAUGCGCCUACUAGGAUAUCCUGCAAAUAAGAUAUCCAUUUUGACAACUUACAAUGGACAAAA